Molecule: messenger RNA, 1481 nt
Organism: Austrofundulus limnaeus
Lineage: Eukaryota; Metazoa; Chordata; Actinopteri; Cyprinodontiformes; Rivulidae
Gene: nkx2-1
Product: NK2 homeobox 1
Exons: 2
Coding region: 109-1158 (349 amino acids)
Biological process (GO): cell differentiation; regulation of transcription by RNA polymerase II
Cellular component (GO): nucleus
Molecular function (GO): DNA-binding transcription factor activity, RNA polymerase II-specific; RNA polymerase II cis-regulatory region sequence-specific DNA binding
Source: RefSeq, a predicted model, not a curated record
AAAAAAAAAAAAAAAGGGAGAGAGAAAAAAGGGAGAGAGAGAGAAAAAAGGGAGAGAGAAGGAGAGAUUGCCUUGCCUUCUAAUUUCUCCCUCUCCAGUCACAGAACAAUGUCGAUGAGCCCUAAGCAUACGACUCCUUUUUCUGUUUCCGAUAUCUUGAGUCCCCUCGAGGAGAGCUAUAAGAAAGUAAGUAUGGAGAACAACAACUUGGGGGCACCUCUCACUUCUUACCGGCAGCCGCAGGUCUCUCAGGCGGCGAUGCAGCAGCACCACAUGGGUCACAACGGGACKGUGUCUGCGGCGUACCACAUGACGGCGGCAGGUGUUUCUCAGCUCUCCCACUCUGCCAUGGGGGGCUACUGCAACGGCAACCUGGGCAACAUGGGGGACCUGCCGUCUUACCAGGACGGCAUGCGGGGCAGCGCCACGGCCACGGGCUGGUACGGAGCCAACCCAGACCCGCGUUUUUCCACCAUUUCUCGCUUCAUGGGCUCGUCGUCGGGCAUGAACAUGGGCAGCAUGGGCAGCCUCAGCUCCUUGGCGGAUGUCGGCAAAGGCAUGGGCUCCCUGUCCAGCACCCCGAGGAGGAAACGGCGCGUGCUUUUCUCCCAGGCGCAAGUCUACGAGCUGGAGCGGCGCUUCAAGCAGCAGAAGUACCUGUCGGCUCCGGAGAGGGAGCACCUGGCGAGCAUGAUCCAUCUCACCCCGACCCAGGUGAAGAUCUGGUUCCAGAACCACCGCUACAAAAUGAAGCGCCAGGCCAAGGACAAGGUGUCCCAGCAGCAGAUGCAACAGGACAGCGGCUCGUGCCAGCAGCAGCAGCAGCAGCAGCAGCAGCAGUCCCCGCGCAGGGUGGCGGUGCCGGUGCUGGUGAAGGACGGCAAGCCGUGCCAGGGCAGCGGCCACACGCCCACCUCCUCCGCGCAAACACACCACCAGCAAGGCGGCAACGUCAUGAUCAUGUCCAACAAUACGUCCGGCCUCGCGCAGCACCAGGCCCAGCAGGUGGGGGGUCACUCCCCGGACUUGGCGCAGCACUCCUCCAGUCCGCCGUCCCUGCAGAGCCAGGUGGCCGGCCUCUCCCACCUCAACUCCCCCGGCGCRGAGUACGGCUCGGCCCUGCAGUGCUCGGCCCUGCUGUACGGCAGGACGUGGUGACAAGAGGAGCCUCUCAUUUAAAUGACAUUCUAUAAAUAACAGAAGAAGAUGAACAGGAGGAAGAAAAACGCAAUUUCUGUCAAGACUCGACAGGUUUUAUUGUAAAUGCGCGCGUGUGAACAGAAAGCGGAGUGAAACCGGUUCUUGAAGCCGACUCGCGUGGAACAAACUCUCCCACGAACUGCGGACGUGUGGAAUUAAUUUAUGUAAAUUAUAUCGAGACUAAAACACGAUUUAUUAGUCAAAUAGAUGUGAGGGGGUGGGGAGGGACACCGAACCGGACCGGACUGCUGUGUGACAGGCGCUGUGCCCCCCCCCCCCCC